CAUAACAAAUUAAUAAAAGUCCAAAAUUUAACAUAUAGAAAGAAAUAAGUUGAAAUGAAAUUUUGGUAAAUUUUUUCUUAAUAAUAGAAAACAUCUUCAAUUAAAACGCGUUAGCCACUAUUGGUACCAUAAUUCAGCCCUAUAUAUAAAUACUAAGGGAUCACAUUUCAUAACCACUAAAGUGUAGAUUUUUAUUAGCAGAUCAGAAAGCAACAAAACAUGGCUGGUUUUGUUGGGAAGGUAGAGAAAGAAAUAGAAAUAAAGACACCAGCUGAGAAGUUCUAUAAUAUUUUAAAGGGCCAAUGUCACCACAUACCUAAUCUUACUACUGAUAAGAUCCACACCAUUGAUGUUCAUGAAGGUGACUGGGAAACACCUGGCUCUGUCAAGCUCUGGAAGUAUAACAUCGGUGGGAAGGUGGAGACAUUUAAGGAAAAAGUGGAUGUGGAUGAUGAAAACAAGGCUGUAAUUUUUACUGCUGUGGGAGGACAUGUUUUAGACCACUUCAAGAGCUAUAAAGGUACUUUCAAGGUGACCCCAAAAGCUGAUAGUAAUCAAGGUGGUUUAGUGAAGCUUACUCUGGAUUAUGAGAAAAGAGAUGUGAAUGACCAUGAUCCUAUUGACGACUACAUGGACUUUUUGGUCAAACUUGUUGAAGAUAUUGAUACACAACUACCAGCAAAGCUUGAUCUUAUCAUCUGAAAAAUGAAAUAUUAUAAAGUUUCAUGAAGGCCCCUUUAUAUAUAUAUAUAUAUGCUUUGUGUGAAUUAAACAAAAUCUACUCUAAGACUAUUUUAUAUAUGCUUGGUGUGCUGCAAGCUUCAUCUUUGUAUUUUCAAUAAAUAUUCCCUUUGUAUUUUCUCAUGAUCGCGCGGCAAGCUACAUAAUUUGCUGGUUAUUUAAGGGAUCAAGAAACUUGUUCAUCAGUACUACUUGUAGUGUAUUAUGUACAUUUAAUCUUCAUGUGUGGUAAAAGUGUUAUAAAAUAUUAUGUUUGUAAUAUAUUAUAUAACCGGUUGGAAGCUAUAGAACUUAUUUUCUUACA
Cannabis sativa is the source of this 1045-nucleotide messenger RNA. RefSeq names its product MLP-like protein 34. NCBI's taxonomy places the organism in Eukaryota, Viridiplantae, Streptophyta, Magnoliopsida, Rosales, Cannabaceae. The record is from RefSeq and is a predicted model, not a curated record. Gene Ontology annotation, biological process: defense response. The transcript has 2 exons. The coding region runs from base 220 to 702 and encodes 160 amino acids.